AUGUCAAAGGUCUUGUUUAUUAGCAAUGGGCAAUAAAGGACAAAGGUAUCACAUAUAAUCAAGUAUAGUGGAAGAGAGAAAUUACAACUACUACACCGAUGCAGUAUCUUGGAUGAAUGAUAAGAUUAAACCUGCAUUAGCUACAUACAGAUUUGGAGGAGUGCACAUGUGCAAUGGAUCUGUAAUAAUAGUGGCAGGAACCGUUUUAAAGUAAAAUAAAUUUCAAAUAUAUUCCUCUUGUAUCAAAUAGUGCAGACUUAAAUGCUGCAGUUCUGCACUGAAUAUGGUUAGUGGUUAAGCUGUGACCAAGACUUUUGGCAAACAGAUUCAGGAUGAAGUGGCCAUUAAACAUUCAAUAGAGCACUUUGAGUGCUCUAGUAGAGUAGAGAAGCACUCUAUAAGCUUGAGUCCAUUUACCAUUUAACUAUUCAUUGUCACACAGUUAGGAUAUUACCUUGGAAAAAAAAAAACAUGAGCUUUAAACGGCCACAUCAGCAAUCAGAUAGAUGAUGAGAUAAGAGGGUGUUUGAUUUAAAAGGAGCGGCAGAGUUUGAAAAGGGCACUCCUUGUUGCAGAGUCCUCCAGCUCACCCUCAGCGCCACCAUGACUUUCAACGGCACCUGGAAAGUUACUCAAAAUGACAACUAUGACAAAUUCAUGGAAAAAAUGGGAGUUAACAUGGUGAAGAGGAAGCUGGCUGCUCACGACAACCUCAAGAUUACCAUCGCACAGGAGGGAGACAAGUUUAACGUCAAGGAGAGCAGCACUUUCCGCAACAUCGAAAUUGAAUUUACCCUCGGAGUCACCUUUGAGUACGCCCUUGCAGAUGGAACAGAACUAUCAGGUGCGUGGACCUUGGAGGGAGACGUGUUGAAGGGAAUUUUCAAGAGAAAGGACAACGGAAAAGACCUGACGACAACCAGAAUUGUUCAAGGAGAUGAACUCAUACAGAGCUACACCUACGAAGGUGUGGAUGCAAAGAGGAUUUUCAAGAGGAGUUAG
This is a messenger RNA of Pundamilia nyererei, 1002 nucleotides long. RefSeq names its product fatty acid binding protein 2, intestinal (gene fabp2). Gene Ontology annotation, molecular function: lipid binding. The transcript has 4 exons. The record is from RefSeq and is a predicted model, not a curated record. NCBI's taxonomy places the organism in Eukaryota, Metazoa, Chordata, Actinopteri, Cichliformes, Cichlidae. The coding region runs from base 604 to 1002 and encodes 132 amino acids.